Messenger RNA from Carlito syrichta (Philippine tarsier), 830 nucleotides. It is a transcript of the gene SLC35E1, whose product is annotated as solute carrier family 35 member E1. Gene Ontology annotation, molecular function: antiporter activity. The coding region runs from base 17 to 814 and encodes 265 amino acids. The transcript is spliced from 5 exons. Lineage: Eukaryota; Metazoa; Chordata; Mammalia; Primates; Tarsiidae. The record is from RefSeq and is a predicted model, not a curated record. Gene Ontology annotation, cellular component: Golgi apparatus.
CGCAGUCAAGGCCACCAUGCCCAUCUGGGUGGUCCUCCUGUCGCGGAUCAUCAUGAAGGAGAAACAGAGCACCAAGGUGUACUUGUCCCUCAUUCCCAUCAUCAGCGGCGUCCUGCUGGCCACGGUCACUGAGCUGUCCUUUGACAUGUGGGGGCUCGUCAGCGCCCUGGCUGCCACGCUCUGCUUCUCGCUGCAGAACAUAUUCUCCAAGAAGGUGCUAAGAGACUCGCGAAUCCACCACCUGCGCCUGCUGAACAUCCUGGGCUGCCACGCCGUCUUCUUCAUGGUCCCCACCUGGGUCCUGGUGGACCUCUCGGCCUUCCUGGUCAGCAGCGACUUGACCUAUGUGUCCCAGUGGCCCUGGACACUGCUGCUCCUGGCCAUCAGCGGCUUCUGCAACUUGGCCCAGAAUGUCAUUGCCUUCAGCAUCCUCAGCCUCGUCAGUCCCCUGAGCUACUCGGUUGCCAAUGCCACCAAGAGAAUCAUGGUCAUCACUGUGUCCCUGGUCAUGCUGCGCAACCCAGUCACCAGCACCAAUGUCCUCGGCAUGAUGACGGCCAUCUUGGGUGUCUUCCUGUACAACAAGACCAAGUACGACGCCAACCAGCAGGCCAGGAAGCACCUUCUCCCGGUCUCAGCGGCAGACCUGAGCGGCAAGGAGUACCACCAGAGCUCCUCAGAGCAGCCCCACAACGGCCUCCUCUUCCCCCAGCACGGGGACCAGUAUGGCCGCAGCAGCCUCCUCACAGGCCCCUUCCCGCAUGGCCGGCAGGGCUACCCACAUGCCUACGGCUUGAGCCGCUAUGAUGUGUAGCAACCAGUAGGCAGGA